Messenger RNA from Zalophus californianus (California sea lion), 755 nucleotides. RefSeq names its product testis expressed 48 (gene TEX48). The record is from RefSeq and is a predicted model, not a curated record. The coding region runs from base 1 to 546 and encodes 181 amino acids. The transcript has 5 exons. NCBI's taxonomy places the organism in Eukaryota, Metazoa, Chordata, Mammalia, Carnivora, Otariidae.
AUGAGCCGGGAUUCAGCCCACCAAAGCCUGGCCUCGAAGAUCUUCUGUUUAUGCUGCAGAGACUGUGAAGAGCCCUGUGCCGUGCAUGACUCCAAGGUCCCCAGUCAAACCCAAGAGCCUCAGCCAUUGACCUGCAGUAGGUCCCAGACAAGAACGCCCCGCCUGGCCUCUCUCGACCUCAUUGUGUUCAUCCCUCUUCUGCUGAGAUAUCCUCAGAUUUCCUUCAGCGAGAUGGAGCAGUUCAACAGCAGGAGAAAAACUCCCAUGGCAGAUUUUGCCAGAAAUCCGCCUGUGGAAUUAUCACUACCAGGCUUGCAGAAGGAGGAGGUGGCCAGCAAGAACUCCAGUGUAGAUGCUAACGAAGCCUCCCGCUUACCUUUGGGACAACCUCUCAUCCACCCAGAAAAGAGAGCCUCCUCCACCAGCAACAAUGAGUAUGAAAAACGGAACACACAUGUGUGCCCAAGAGGCUUUUACAAGAGAAACCUAAACUGCUACUCUCAGGAUCACUGGCCAUUCCAGCCGUGCCACAUUGGGAGACCCUGAGCAUUCUAGUCCACAGCUCCCAGGCAGGCCUCCAGUACUGCAUGCUGCUAGAGGGGCUCCGGGAGGAAGGGGGCGGUGAGCAGGGGCCAUGAAGACAGAUUCAGAAACUCCCCCGGAGGAGAAGAAGACGUCUGAGCCACCUCUGUGCCACCAGCAAGAAUCCCUUCAGCUCCUGAAAAAGCCACUGUGGGGGGAGCUGCCUCCAAUUA